Aspergillus aculeatus ATCC 16872 is the source of this 1455-nucleotide messenger RNA. Its product is annotated as ankyrin repeat domain-containing protein. The coding region runs from base 1 to 1455 and encodes 484 amino acids. Lineage: Eukaryota; Fungi; Ascomycota; Eurotiomycetes; Eurotiales; Aspergillaceae. The record is from RefSeq and is a predicted model, not a curated record. Gene Ontology annotation, molecular function: protein binding. The transcript has 4 exons.
AUGUGCUACUUUGGAAUCAAGACGACCCUUCUCGAUCGGUGGGAGAGUGUUGAAUUACUCGACGACCCUCACCACAAUUCGGAAGGCGAAAACCUUCUCAUGCUGGCUAGCAAGGCUAACCACCUUCAUAUCUGUCAGAUGCUUGUGAAAUUGCAGUUCCUGAUCGGUUACCGAAGUCCCGCUGGCAAUGCUCUCAUGUCAGCAGCCACAUACGGUCAUCGAGACCUCGUAGAGUUCUUUUUACAACAAAAUAUUUCUCCUAACCUGGCUCACAGUGACGCUGUCGACAAGGUUCAUCCACUUCGUGGAACUGCUCUUGCGAGUGCCGCUCAGAUGGGUAAGCGCGAACGGACUGUGCGGCAGCGCACUGGAUAUGCAGCCAGGUGUGGAAGGUUGGAAGUCGCGCAGCUUCUUCUUGACAAGGGGGCAGCAGUGAAUCAACCCGGUGGAAUCAGGGCAAGCCCUCUUCACGAUGCAGCAUAUGGCGGUGAUCCUUUGUUGGUUCGACUUCUGCUCGAGAAAGGAGCGACUGUCAACGGGCCCGAAGGACCACUGGGAAGUGAACUGAUGUAUGCAAUGUAUUCUGGACGGCUGGACGUGGCCCAGCUUCUGCUUGACAAAGGGGCGGCUAUCGACCAGGAGGGCGGAAGAUACGGCAGUGCUCUGUCAUGCGCAGUACGUAAGAAAAUGCCUGUUAUGGUAGAGUUCCUGCUCUCCAGAGGUGCCACAAUCGAUAUGCCGCUGCCAGGAAGCUUUGGAAGCGCUCUUGACCACGCCGUCUACGCCGACAGACUCAGCAUUGCUGAGAUCUUGAUUGACCAUGGUGCGAAUGUUGAAUUGUCACUCUCCACCGAGUUUGGAAGUGCCCUUGCGCGGGCUGCAUUCCUCGGCCACCUUCACAUGGUUCAAUUCCUGGUAGAGGAAGGGGCGUUGAUUGAUGUGCCGCUUAGGAGUGGGCUCUUUGGGAGUAGCCUUGCGGCCGCAGCUGCCGGCGGAGAUGUGCAGAUCCUGAAGUACCUUGUGAAUGAGGGUGCUCGUGCCAACCGGGCUUUGGUCACUGCCCGACAUAGAACCGCAUUAUAUGCUGCAGUCUAUUGGGGCCAUGUUGAAUGCGUCAAGGCUUUACUCGACGCGGGAGCCGCUGUUGAUUUCGGACUAGACGACCCCGUUUUUGAGAAGCCGAAAGAAAUUCCCCUAGUCCAGAUUGAGCUUGAUUAUCAUAAUAUGGUGACUGAGGAAUGGUUAAGAUCGGCUCCUUGGGGAGACAGAAACGAAUCUCAAAUGGCAGAAGAUAAGCAGGAGAUCAUGCGGCUCUUGGUGGAGAGACAAGGCAACGUACUUUACUCAGAGCCGUCCGUUGCGUUGCGGUAUAGCGUCUCAUUGUCUUCGAAACUCUAUGCAGACCACAAUAGCCAGACUGUUGACGUUUUGGUAUCUUCCACGCACACUGCCUAG